AUGUCGAUUCCGCUAAACCCUUUAACAAUUAUUAAGCUCAUUCAAUAUGGCAAGGAAAGGGUCGAAACAGUUACAUCAAACAAAGAAGCUUGUGCUCUUCUAGUGGAUGAUUUGGACAUUAUUCAGGGUAUAUUAAAUGGUCUUGGUCCAGAAGAAAAAACGUCAGCAGACAACUACAAAUUAUCACGAGUUAUGAAGAAACUUCAUCGCAUAACAACGCGUACAAACGCAUUAUUUGAUAAAUGUGCAAGUGGUAAAAAAUGGGUAAAAAUUCGGCAAUAUGUAUGUGCAACAUCAAUCAAAGGAGAGCUACAGAAGUUACACUCAGAAGUACCAGUGACGAUUGGAAUGUUGAAUUUAGUAUUUCAUAUAAAGCGCUCCGCUUACACCAGGGGUGGUACAGCAAUACCCACAGUAGACGAAUCUAUUUUUAACGAAGAAGAUGAACAAGAUACAGAAGAAACAGAAGAAUAUUAUGUAAAUGAUGAUAAUGAUGAAUAA
Messenger RNA from Adineta steineri, 501 nucleotides. The record is from the annotation of a GenBank genome assembly. Lineage: Eukaryota; Metazoa; Rotifera; Eurotatoria; Adinetida; Adinetidae.